AUGGUGAAGCAGAUCGAAAGCAAGGGUGAUUUUCAUGCUGCUUUGAGCAGUGCUGGAGAUAAGCUUGUAGUCGUUGACUUCACAGCCACAUGGUGUGGGCCUUGCAAAAUGAUCAAACCUUUCUAUCAUUCUCUCUCUGAAAAGUUUGGCAAUGUGGUGUUCCUUGAAGUUGAUGUGGAUGACUGUCAGGAUGUUGCCUCAGAGUGUGAAGUCAAAUGCAUGCCAACAUUUCAGUUUUAUAAGAAGGGGGAAAAGGUUGGUGAAUUUUCUGGUGCUAAUAAGGAAAAACUUGAAGCUACCAUUAACGAAUUAUGUUAAUUAUGUUUUCUGAAAACAUAACCAGCCAUCAGCUGUUUAUAAAACU
Messenger RNA from Chrysochloris asiatica (Cape golden mole), 364 nucleotides. It is a transcript of the gene TXN, whose product is annotated as thioredoxin. Bases 1 to 318 code for a protein of 105 amino acids. Lineage: Eukaryota; Metazoa; Chordata; Mammalia; Afrosoricida; Chrysochloridae. The transcript is spliced from 5 exons. The record is from RefSeq and is a predicted model, not a curated record. Gene Ontology annotation, molecular function: protein-disulfide reductase activity.